CAGCCCAUCCUCAUCCGCCUUGCGUGGCACGACUCGGGCACCUACAGCGUGGAGGCAGCCCAGGAGCUGCCCUGGCCGCGCGCCGGCGGCGCCACCGCCAGCAUCCGCUUCAAGCCGGCAAGUCUUUUCAGACGGGGCACCCUCCACGGCGCCAACAACGGUCUCACCAUCGCCAUGAACCUCAUCAAGCCCAUCCAGAAGAAGUUCCCGGAUCUGGGCUGGGCAGACCUGAUCCAGCUGGCCAGCGUGGUGGCGGUGGAGGCCGCGGGCGGGCCCUUCAUCCCGCUGAGGCUGGGCCGCAAGGAUGCAGAGAGCGAGGAGCACUGCACGCCCGACGGCCGGCUGCCCGCGGCCGCUGCGCCUUUCCCUGACGAGGCGCCCACUCCCGCGCAGCACCUGCGCAACGUGUUCCACCGCAUGGGCCUCACGGACAAGGACAUUGUGGCGCUGAGCGGGGCCCACACGCUGGGGCGCGCCCGCCCCGAGCGCAGCGGCUUUGGCAAGGAGUCCACCAAGUACACCAAGGAGGGGCCGGGGGCGCCGGGGGGCUCCUCCUGGACCGUCCAGUGGCUGCAGUUUGACAACUCGUACUUCAAGGACAUCAAGGAGCAGAUCGACGAGGAGCUGCUGGUGCUGCCCACCGACGCGUGCCUGUUUGAGGACGAGGGGUUCAAGCCCUUUGCCGAGAAGUACCUCGAAGACCAGGACGCAUUCUUUUCGGACUAUGUGGAGUCUCACCUGAAGCUGUCGGAGCUGGGGGUGGAGUGGGACGGAGAGCCGGUGACGCUGCCCAAGGCGUGA
This is a messenger RNA of Chlorella variabilis, 801 nucleotides long. RefSeq lists its product as hypothetical. The transcript is spliced from 5 exons. The annotation marks the transcript as partial. NCBI's taxonomy places the organism in Eukaryota, Viridiplantae, Chlorophyta, Trebouxiophyceae, Chlorellales, Chlorellaceae. Gene Ontology annotation, biological process: cellular response to oxidative stress; hydrogen peroxide catabolic process; response to reactive oxygen species. Gene Ontology annotation, molecular function: peroxidase activity; heme binding. The record is from RefSeq and is a predicted model, not a curated record.